ACACACAGGCUUCGUGUUCACUUCCCCCCAUUGACCUUGACAAGGGGAUGGGCGGAAGCGAAGUGGACAGCGACAGUAGCGCUCUGACAGCUCACAAUCUCACAGUCCUGUGCCGGGGAUCUCCCAUACAUCAAGUUCUCCAAGGAGAGAGCAGGCAAUAGAAGGCUGGUCAGCCUCUCUUCGUUUGAGGGGCUUUCCACCCAUGGCACGCUGCUCCACCAUGGGACGCUCCACCACCAUAGCCCUGUUCCUUUCCCCGCUAUUGUUCCUGGUUCAAGGCUUGCUCCAGGCAGAAGAUCUUAUCACUGAACCGUGUAGGAUCAUGGGGAUCACCCUCAUUGGCAAAGGGAAAGGGCCAGAAUUUAAUUUCACUGAAGCCAGAGAUGCCUGCAGCAGGUUGGGUCUCCAGCUGGCCAGUAAAGCUCAAGUGAAGACUGCCCUUGAUUCUGGCUUCGAGACCUGCAGUUUCGGGUGGGUCUCUGACAAGUAUGUGGUCGUCUCCCGCAUUCUCCCCAAUCCCAAGUGUGGUCAAAACAACACAGGUGUCGUGGAAUGGAAACUGGCCCCCCACCAUAAGCAGUAUGCGCACUGUUACAACUCCUCAGAUACGUGGAUUAAUUCAUGCAAGCCUGAUACCGUCGUCACCAAAGACACAGUCACUCCCCUGACUGUAUCGGCCACAACUGAAUUUAAUGUCAGUGACCCAGCAGAUACAGCAACACCACCUCCAGCCCCAACACCUAAGCCAGCACGGCCAAGAUGGAGCAAAAAAUUAAUUUGUGUGACAGAAUUAUAUUUUGAAACAAGCACUAUGGAACCUAGUACCGUGCCAGAAGUCAUACCAACUUUUGAAGGCCAAGUUGCAUUUAAGAAUGAAGGUGUUACUUUUGGAGGCUUACCUAUCACACUCUUGGUUCUCGCUCUGAUAUUCUUCAUUGCUGCAGUUGUGCUGGCUGUCUGCUAUGUGAAAAGGUACAUGACCUCCUUCCCAUUGACAAAUAAGAAUCAGAAAGAAAACAUUGAGGCCAAAGGAGGAAAAGCAGCGAAGGCAGAGGACAAAGUUUCUAAGGAGGAACUAAAGAAAAAUGGGAAAAGGGCAGAAGAACCCAAGGUGACGCCCAAGAUGACGCCCAAGAUGACAGUCAAGUACAUGGAGGCUGAGGUUUAGGGGGGUCAGAGGGACAGCAGAAGACACACCUGGGAUUUCUUUACUCUGCUCCAGGAUCUGGAGGCCAAGGAUACCUCAUAACCUGAAAAAGCUCCUUGUAUUUCCCCCCUAGAAGAAACUGCUGGAACCAAUAGGUCCAAGCAGAAAAGCCCAUAAUCAAUCCCUAACCAGAGGACUCAGGGUUCCCUGAGGAUUAGGGAGCUCAUUCAGAUGACUUGCCUGUUCCCUCCUGCCACCUGCCCACUCCUGGGCUCUGUGUCUCCAAAGUGACCCCAGCCUAGACCCAAAGCUCCUAUUCCCUAAUAAAAUCCAGGUGAGAGAAAGUGGA
This is a messenger RNA of Vombatus ursinus (common wombat), 1496 nucleotides long. It is a transcript of the gene LYVE1, whose product is annotated as lymphatic vessel endothelial hyaluronan receptor 1. Bases 203 to 1168 code for a protein of 321 amino acids. Gene Ontology annotation, cellular component: plasma membrane. Gene Ontology annotation, molecular function: hyaluronic acid binding; transmembrane signaling receptor activity. Gene Ontology annotation, biological process: cell adhesion. NCBI's taxonomy places the organism in Eukaryota, Metazoa, Chordata, Mammalia, Diprotodontia, Vombatidae. The transcript has 6 exons. The record is from RefSeq and is a predicted model, not a curated record.